ACAGGGUCUCGCAGGCAGUGCGCGCCGUCUGCUGCGAAGGUAUGACGUGCAUCGUGUCCUGUGUGAGCAAAAAGUACAGCGAUCAGUGGUCGGCGUCAUACACCAUGCACAGGACCGGGACCCCGAUCGAACCCCGACUUGGGGAGCGUCUGGACGACAUCUGGACAUGAUGCUGUGGAUGAUCUGAUCUGAUAUCAAACUAAUGCGCGCAGAUAUGGAUGAACAGCCGCAGUGUGUUCGCCUCUUUGUGUAACAGAUGUUUCUCCUGGUCUCUACGAGCCGUGAACUCCCUGAACGACAGCGGAGACACGAGGACAGGACGUGAACACGGAGGACGAAUGUGUGGCUCCUUUCGCCCUAUUCCUCUCUAUUCGCUCCUUUUGAUGUAACAUCUUGGCAGGGUUUGGCUCGGCUCCGUCCGCUUUGCUCUGGUUCUUCUUCUCCUCCUCCUCCUCCUCCUCCUCCUCCUCCCCCCCCCCCACGCGGGUGUGCGAUCAGAUGCCUCCGCUGCUGGACCGGAGGCAGAAAACAGCCGGCGUCGGAAACACUCCGCCGCCCGGCUCGUCGCCGCAAUCGCCCAGGAUGUUCAGCUGCGUGGGCUGCUUCUGGCUUCUUCUGUCUUCGGCGCUCGUGGCCGUCUGCAGCUUUAGCUUUAUCUCCCCGGCGUGGAUCGUUAAAGAGCAGCUGAAGAACAAGGACUCGGUGAGCUUCGGGCUGCUCUGGCACUGCUCCGAGUCGCUCGAUCACAUGUACAGAUGUUACACGUUUGGGGGGAUCGGAAAAUUCGCAGAGAUCCCCUCCAGCUCCUGGCAGACGAGUGCAGUACUGUGCUCUGGGGGAUGCACCCUCCUGGCUGUCAGCUCCCUGCUGGCCAUCAUCACUUUCUUCCUACCCAGUGGGUCCUGUGAGCGGAGGGUCUGCACGUUGGCUGGGUACAUGCAGAUGGCUUCAGUGUUCAUCAUGGCAUCCGGCCUCCUGGUGUACCCAUUUGGACUGAACUCUGCCCUUGUGAAGUCAUUUUGUGGUGAUUCAGACGUUUACUACGCAGGAGAGUGCCAGAUUGGUUGGGGCUACAUGCUAGCCAUCGUCGGAGUCAUGCUCACACUCUUCCUGCCCUUCUUCGCAAAAUACGCACCCAAGGAGCAUGUGUCUCCUACACCGCUCCCCACUAUUUUAUAACUGACCACUUUCAGAACUGACAGAGAAACAGCGGUUCCCAGUUGCCUCAGUGGGAGAUGUUUCAAACAGAACACAUCUAUAA
Messenger RNA from Scleropages formosus (Asian bonytongue), 1261 nucleotides. RefSeq names its product LHFPL tetraspan subfamily member 7 (gene lhfpl7). Gene Ontology annotation, cellular component: membrane. Bases 499 to 1179 code for a protein of 226 amino acids. NCBI's taxonomy places the organism in Eukaryota, Metazoa, Chordata, Actinopteri, Osteoglossiformes, Osteoglossidae. The record is from RefSeq and is a predicted model, not a curated record. The transcript has 3 exons.